This is a messenger RNA of Paramuricea clavata, 303 nucleotides long. Lineage: Eukaryota; Metazoa; Cnidaria; Anthozoa; Malacalcyonacea; Plexauridae. The record is from the annotation of a GenBank genome assembly.
AUGAAAACUAAAGAUUUCGUGAAACAGUAUGGUGAUCAGUUGUAUCUUAAUCUGCAAAGACUAAAUCAAGAUUUUUUGGAAUUGUUUUUUUUGUGCCAGCGCCAAAUGUGUGGUGGGACACAGAAUAUGACUGCGUAUGAAUACAGUUAUAAUGUUAGCAGUUUGACAUGUUUACGGUCCUCGCGACUACUGAUGAAAAAGCAAACAAAUGUUUACGAGGUUGAAGAAUCCCUCCCAUACCUUAACGGAAAUGAACAAUUGCCUGAGCGACAAUCAAACGACUAUAUUGACGACUGUUCCGUG